This is a messenger RNA of Fraxinus pennsylvanica, 1284 nucleotides long. Lineage: Eukaryota; Viridiplantae; Streptophyta; Magnoliopsida; Lamiales; Oleaceae. The record is from the annotation of a GenBank genome assembly.
AUGGCAAAUAAAUGCAUUAUAUAUCCACCAAACAGCACAAAUGGGAACUCAUCCACUUGUUAUUCAACUCCUCCUCGUUCUUUAGGUCCUUCUUCAAUGGUGGGAAUGGUUUUUGCAGAUUUGAGUUCUCUUUCAAUUAAUCCCAUGUCUUCUUCUCAAGAGGCCUCUUUUUGCGAUACUGAUAUGGAUGAAGGGAGACACAAUAAUUUUUGGGGUAAAGCCUCUGAUUCUAGUGAUGGAUUUAUAGAAAAUAAUGAAUCCAUUGAUCUAAAUGCAAGCUUAAAUGAAGAAGAUGAGAUGAACAUGCAUGCAUUGAGCAGUGGGAAGGACACAACUACUGGGCAAUCAAAACUGUGUGCUAGAGGACACUGGAGGCCUGCAGAAGACUCAAAACUCAAGGAACUCGUUGCCCUUUACGGCCCUCAAAAUUGGAACCUCAUUGCAGAGAAGCUAGAAGGAAGAUCAGGGAAAAGCUGUAGGUUAAGAUGGUUUAACCAGUUGGAUCCAAGGAUAAACAGAAGGGCAUUUACUGAUGAAGAGGAAGAGAGACUAAUGGCUGCUCAUAGACUAUAUGGCAACAAAUGGUCAAUGAUAGCAAGGCUAUUUCCUGGAAGAACAGACAAUGCAGUGAAGAAUCAUUGGCAUGUUAUAAUGGCUAGAAAGUAUAGAGAACAAUCCAGUGCUUUUAGAAGAAGAAAAAUGGGCCAAUUUGUAUGCAAAAGAUCAAUGGAAGAUGAUCUUCCCCUUUUUAAUACAGAUGCAGCUCUCAAAACUCAAUCAACAUUGCCCUCUUAUUGUGUGAACCCCAAUAGAAAUAUCGGUGAUCUAAUUGCUCCUUUCCAGUUUUCGACUCGAAACGGUGUCCACGGUGGUUGUGAUGGUGGUGGAGGAGCAACUUCCAGUCAGAUGUUCAAUAUCCCUCCUUACAACGGAUUUUGGGCACCACAAACAUCUCUUGGUCUCGUCCCUGGUGUGCUGCCUAAUACUUCCUGUCCUCCUAUAGGUCCCAUUACAAGUGAGAUGAUGUCCAUUUUGGACCAGGGAAAAUCUUGGGAUGGUCCAAUGGUUGAAACCAACAUUUUACAUUCUUAUCCACAUUACCCCAGCUCCCUAAUUACUGCAAUGCAACAGUCAAACUAUCGCUACCCUUCAGAUUUUACAGCACCGCCACAUCAGGUUUCUGUCACUGAAAAUACUGCAUCAUCAUCAACACUCACAGAGGAAAGAAAUGGUGAGACCAUUGCACCACCAUUUAUAGACUUUCUUGGAGUUGGAGCCACUUGA